UUUGAAGAGUGUCAUCCUGCCUCUCGUACUAGCAGUUCCUCUGUUCUCUGAUCAAUGUGGCUCACAAGAACUUCAUAAGUAGUAAACGACAUGAACCAGGGGCGUGGAAAAUAUGACUUUUAUAUUGGUCUGGGAUUGGCUAUGAGCUCCAGCAUUUUCAUUGGAGGAAGUUUCAUUCUGAAAAAAAAAGGCCUCUUAAGACUUGCCAAGAAAGGCUCUAUGAGAGCAGUGGGAGCUGGUGAAGUGGCCAACUUUGCUGCGUAUGCAUUUGCACCAGCCACAUUAGUGACGCCAUUAGGUGCUCUGAGUGUCCUAGUGAGUGCUAUUCUCUCUUCAUACUUCCUAAAUGAAAGACUCAAUCUUCAUGGGAAAAUUGGGUGUCUGCUAAGUAUUUUAGGAUCUACAGUUAUGGUCAUUCAUGCUCCAAAAGAAGAAGAGAUAGAGACAUUAAAUGAGAUGUCACACAAACUAGGUGAUUCAGGUUUUUUGGUCUUUGCAACACUUGUGGUCAUUGUGUCCUUGAUAUUAAUCUUUGUGGUGGGACCUCGCCAUGGACAGACAAAUAUCCUUGUGUACAUAACCAUCUGUUCUAUCAUCGGAGCAUUCUCUGUGUCCUGUGUGAAAGGCCUGGGCAUUGCCAUCAAGGAGUUACUUACAGGAAAGCAUGUGCUGAACCAUCCCCUAGCUUGGGUUCUUCUGCUGAGCCUCAUCGUCUGUGUGAGCACACAGAUUAAUUACUUAAACAGAGCCCUGGAUAUAUUUAACACUUCCAUCGUGACUCCAAUAUAUUAUGUAUUCUUUACAACAUCAGUUUUAACAUGUUCAGCUAUUCUCUUUAAGGAGUGGCAAGAUAUGCCUGUUGAUGACAUUAUUGGCACUCUCAGUGGCUUCUUUACAAUAAUUGUAGGAAUAUUCUUGUUGCAUGCCUUUAAAGACACCAGUUUUAGUUUAGCAAGUCUGCCUGUGUCUUUCCGAAAAGAUGAAAAAGCAAUGAAUGGCAACCUAUCAAAUAUGUAUGAAAUUCUUAAUAGUGAAGAAGCCUUAAUCUGUGAACAACAUAGUUGUGAAAAUAUUUCCCGAAGAAAUGGAAAUCUGGCAGCUUUUUAGGAGAGAUAAUUUAUAAGGUUAAUUUGUAAUUCUGCUAUAAAAUGAAUCAAUACCAGGAUAUGUCUG
Molecule: messenger RNA, 1173 nt
Organism: Elephantulus edwardii (Cape elephant shrew)
Lineage: Eukaryota; Metazoa; Chordata; Mammalia; Macroscelidea; Macroscelididae
Gene: NIPA2
Product: non imprinted in Prader-Willi/Angelman syndrome 2
Exons: 4
Coding region: 91-1107 (338 amino acids)
Biological process (GO): magnesium ion transport
Cellular component (GO): membrane
Molecular function (GO): magnesium ion transmembrane transporter activity
Source: RefSeq, a predicted model, not a curated record